CGCCAUUUUGUCCGGAGGUGGCCCGGUUGAGUGAACGGGGCGAAAAUAGUUGCUCCCAGAACACCGUGGAUCGUUGAAAUUACAUAGAUACCGGUUGACUGGGAUUGUUUUAGCAAAAUCUUGUUAACGAAAGAAAUCUAACGCGAGAGAAAGAAUCGUGCGCUACUUCCAGGUUUCAAAUUCGUUUUCUGAAGUUUAACUGUGUUUCCUGGGAAAGCAGACAAAAAUUGAUUUCCUAUAUAUAUAAUGUAGGUAUAGUUUAUUCAAACAAGGCCUUUAGGGUAUAAUUAUAUUUAAUGUCAGUGAAUGAGUUGAAUGAUUCUUAUUGGUGGUGCGAUUAUUGGACCAAGAGGUAUUGAGAUAAUUGGAAUAUAGCAAGGAGCACGCAAAAUGACGAUUGCCACAAGAGGCCAAGGAGUAGGCAUAGACCCUCCUGACAGCCAACAAAGUACACAGAUGCAUAGCCCACCGGGUCCGCAACAAUUGGCUGACACAAUGUCAGGACUUCAACUCACAGAGAAUGUGGUACAAACUGAAUGCACCAAUGAUACCUUAACUUCGAUAGAGGAUAGUAAUCAACUCCAGGGAGAGCCUGAUUUUCCCAUAGCAAAACUCAACAUUCUUCAUGAAAAAAUAUCUAGUCCACGCUGGGUUGUACCAGUUCUGCCAGAACAAGAGUUAGAGUGCCUGCUGCAAGCCAGUAUUGAUCUUUGUAAAAAAGGAAUUGAUGUACAAAGUGAAGCAUGUCAGCGCUUUUUUCGAGAGGGACUCACAAUUUCUUUUACCAAAAUAUUGACUGACGAUGCAGUAAGUAGUUGGAAACUGAAUAUUCAAAACUGUAUUAAUGCAAACUGUGAACGGUUAGUGGAACUAUGUGUCCUGAAACUGGACGAGGACUGGUUUCCUCUUCUUGAUUUACUGGCGAUGGUUUUUAAUCCUCUUAAUAAAUUUCACACAUUUAAUGCUCCAAGACCUUCGGAAUCUGUUCCCCCUAGCAGUGAUAUUCCCGAUGAAGAACUUUAUGCACGUCCACCAUCCGAUUCAAGAAGCCCUCGUGGUUGGCUUGUCGACCUCAUAAAUAGGUUUGGAAGUCUUAAUGGAUUUGAAAUUCUGCUCUCUAGAUUUCAGAGCGGCCGAAAUUUAACAGUACCAGUUAUUUAUGCUUUAAUCAGACCUUUCGGUUUGUGUUCCGAACUACUUACUGUACACACAAUAGUUAAAUAUCUCAUGCCUAUUGUGGAAAUGGUGCCUGUAAUUUUGAAUAAUUUGACUGAUGAAGAAUUAAAGAAGGAGGCAAAAAAUGAAUCAAAAAACGAUGCGAUAUCAGCCAUAAUCAAAAGCGCGAAACGCUUAGUGUCGCGAGUACCACAACAAAACGAGAUGAUUAAAAAUUUGGAAAUUCUGAGACUGAAAAUGAUAUUGAGACUUUUGCAAAUUUCUUCGUUCAAUGGGAAAAUGAAUGCUUUGAAUGAAGUAAAUAAAGUAAUUACCACCGUUAGUUUUUAUUAUAACCGGAAUGCGAUUACCGAAGAAGAAGAAGAAUGGCUUACCGCGGAACGUAUGGCUAAAUGGAUAAAAGAAAACGGAGUAUUAGAAAUUGUCUUGAGAGAUUCGUUGCAUCAGCCUCAGUACGUUGAGAAGUUGGAAAAAAUUUUACGCUUUAUUAUAAAGGAACGCGCACUGACUUUAGAAGAUUUAGACGCUGUUUGGGCGGCACAAGCUGGAAAACAUGAAGCAAUUGUGAAAAAUGUUCAUGAUUUACUAGCCAAACUCGCUUGGGAUUUUAGCCCUGAACAACUUGAUCAUCUUUUUGAAUGUUUUCAGAUGAGUUGGAAGACUGCUAAUAAGAAACAAAGAGAAAAGUUAUUAGAAUUAAUCAGAAGAUUAGCGGAAGAUGAUAAGGAUGGUGUGAUGGCACAUAAGGUUUUAACUCUCUUUUGGAACUUGGCUCAUUCCGAUGAGGUGCCUACAGAGAUUAUGGAUCAAGCACUAAAUGCUCAUGUAAAAAUUCUUGAUUAUUCUUGUUCGCAAGAAAGAGAUGCUCAAAAGACAAUUUGGCUAGACAAAUGUGUGGAAGAAUUGAAGAGUGGCGAUAAGUGGGCUCUACCCGCCUUAAAACAAAUUCGAGAAAUAUGUUGCUUGUACGAACCAAAUCCUAACAUAGUAGGUCAUGGUCCUCGGGGUCACCAUUUACAUUUUAGGCAAGAUGUUAUAGAACGACUUCAAGCAGAACACUCGAUAGUAAUUCUUGUAACUAACAGUUUAACAAACUAUAUGAACAAAACGCGACAAUUGGUCAAAGAAAAUCCGGACAUUGAUGCGAAUACUUACAUGCCCGAUAGUCGCUACAACCACAUUAUGCAAGUGCAAGAAAGGCUUAAUUUUCUUCGUUUUUUAUUAAAAGAUGGUCAACUAUGGUUAUGCGAGGAUCAAGCUGAACAAAUUUGGCAGUGUUUAGCAGAACAGGGUGUGUUUGUGUCCGAUCGUGAAGCUUGCUUUAAGUGGUUCUCAAAAUUAAUGGGAGACGAACCGGAUCUUGAUCCAGCAAUAAAUAAAGAUUUUUUCCAAAAAAAUAUACUGCAACUGGAUCCAACAUUACUUACGGAAAGCGGUAUUAAAUGUUACGAGAGAUUUUUCAAAGCCGUUAAUUCUAAAGAGGGGAAAUUGAAACUAAAAAGAAGAACGUUCUUCAUGGACGACGUUGACCUCAUUGGCACAGAUUAUUUGUGGCGAGUGGUAACGAAUAGCCCCGAGGAAAUUGCAAAUCGAGCUAUAGAACUAUUAAAGGAAGUAAAUACUAAUUUAGGACCACGACUUCACUCUUCGGUUCUAGCUUUUCAUGUAACAUACAUAGGGGAAUGCAUGGAUAGAUUGAAAGCACAUUACGACACUGUAUCUAUCUUAAGUAAAGUGUACCUUGAAGGAAAAGAGGAACGCGAGGAACAAAUGUCGAAUAAAAUUAAAGUGGAAGCCAUGAAAAUGUGCCGUGUCAUGAAGGUGUUACAAGAAUAUAUAAACGAGUGCGAUUCAACAUUUCCAGUAGAACGAAGAAUAUUGCCAUUACAUAGAGCAGCUCGUGGGAAGCAUCUGUCUCUUACCAUUCGUUUCGCAAAUCCUGGUCGUAAUGUAGAUGACAUAGAUGUAUUUACACACAGUAAUGAUACUUUGGGAUCGUUGAGACGACAGAUACUACGCCGAAUUAAAGCAAACGGAUCGAAUGUUAAACUUGAUUUAUUUCUUAAUGGAGAAACCUUGGAGCCCGCGGACGACAGGAAGCUUCUUUCCCAAGCUCCGUUAAGAGAUAAAAUGCUAUUGUCUGUAAAACUGAGUCAAGUAAACAGUAACAUGCCAAGUUCGCCAGAUAGCAGUUCGGAUAGCUCUACCAGUUCUCCACAUCAUCCAUAUGAUGGUCCAAACGUAGAGGCAGAAAAUAGCUUACCUGGUGUGGUCAUAUCGCAAAGAUCGCAAUACGCUACGUUUUUCUUUCAAUUGUCAGAUCUUGGAUGUACACUUCAACACGCGCAAUUACGCGAUGGUGCACGAAAUCUGUUACAAUUGGUGCCACCAGAUACACUCACUGUAUCACGAUUGCAGUGGUUAUUCGGUCACUGUAAGGACGACGACACUUUAGAUAAUGCUCUUUGUAAUGAACAAAAUACCACAGUAGAUUCUUUAUUUUUUACUGCAAGUCCUAGCCAAGUUUUAUACAAUUUAGAGGUUUUAUAUAGUUUGUUAAUGCCAGCUCUGGACCCGAUGUCUGAAAGAGCAUUCGAGUUUCAGUGCAAUUUCAUUAAGAGCGGUGAGGCUGGCGUUAUCCUCGAAAUGUUAACUAAAAACAAGUUUUUACCAAAUGCCGAUGAAACCACGAAACGAGCAGCCUAUUUAACAGUGUUGAAAUUGUGCAAACUUUUGCUAACGGUAGUGGGUAACGUGAUGGCCUGCGUAAUGGACGAAGUGCAGCAAGCUGGAAUUUCAGAGAAUCAUGAUAAUCAUGCUCAUAACAAUCGAAGUCCUGUGGCGGUUCUGAAACAGGCAUUGCAAAGUGUCCCUAAUCAGAGCACCGAGUACAUGUUGAGAAGCGUAGCAGCAAAGUUAGCCCAACACUUAGCGCGUCGGAUGUUGUGUGGGGGAACGGAAUCUGACAAAUGUCGGCAGCUUUUUAUGCAAGCCCUAUCCUGGGAGCUACCGGACGUAGCAACCAUUCGUGCCAUAAUUAGGCUAGCAUGGGCAGCAUCCACGGGUAAUCUGAACAAUAUAAACGCAUCCGUCGAGAUGCUUCAUACGCUGCACGAAACGAACGAAAAGGAAGCGUUCAAUAAUCCGGACAAUAAUGACGUUCUGGUAUGCAAAGAGGCAUUAGAAGUUCUGACGAUUGCCUUGGUACUGAAUCCAACAGCGCUAGAGUCUUUACCAAGAGACAAAAUGUGGCACACGUUUCUGAUUGAUCUUGUGUUACUGAGUACAUCGAGGGUGGUCAGAAUGGCUGCAGCAGAACAAUUUUUUCUUAUAUCGACGUGGUACAGUAGUGGUCAUCAGCCGUUAUUAUUCGCGAUAACGUUGCUUUUCUCCGUUUUAAACACCACCGUCAUGGAACACGCGAAACAGAGCCACGAGUACUUUCAGCUAUUGUGCAGGUUACUAAAUUUCGCUCACAUGUCGGGAUGCCCUCUCUUGACGGCCGAAACGUUACUGAAUAUCGAGAUAGCGUGGCUGAAGAAGGUCCGAGAUAACGUCAAAGAAACUGGUGAGAGUCAAAUCGACGAAGCUGUUCUUGAAGGUCACCUUGGUCUCACUAAAGAAUUACUGGCGUUCUUACCGCCGAACAAGAAAUACGAACUAGGUUCAGACGAAAAACACGGCGCAAAUUUAAUCAAAGAAUUGGUCGAGGAUUUCGUAUUCCCUGCAUCGCGUCUCAUGUUGCAACUUCGUAGUACUGGGGAGUUGAGUGCCACGCAAGCGAGUCCAGUGUGCACAACGCCUCAGUCGACCAGUGCUGCGUUCGAUUUACUCGUAGGUCUUUGUAUAGGCUGUGUACCUAAUAUGAAACUUCUAGUCAUAAUGCUCACCGACAUGUUCUAUUCGGAAAGAGAUGAACCGCUAGUGGAGUGGGACUAUCUGCCACCGGUUGGACUUAGGCCGUUAAAGGGCUUUGUAGGUCUGAAGAACGCAGGCGCCACUUGCUACAUGAACUCAGUAUUACAACAAUUGUACAUGGUCGAGAGUAUAAGGAUCGGGCUUUUGGCCGCGGAGGGUGCAGCGACAGACUUGAACGAAGAUUUCUCGGGCGAAGAAAGAAUCGAAGGAGAGCAAACGAUUGAAGCAAACGAUAACGAUACAAACGAAGAGAAGUGUGGUGCCGACGAAUCCAGAAAGGAAUAUAAUAUCGGAAUUUUAAAGCAGGUUCAAGCAAUCUUUGGUCAUCUGGCUUAUAGCAAAUUACAAUAUUAUAUACCCCGAGGCCUUUGGAAACACUUUAAACUUCAGGGUGAACCUGUAAAUCUUAGGGAACAACAGGAUGCCGUAGAAUUUUUCAUGAGCCUAGUGGAAAGCUUAGAUGAGGCAUUGAAAGCUUUAGGACAUGAACAGAUAAUGAGUAGGAUUCUUGGUGGUUCAUACAGCGAUCAGAAAAUCUGCAAAGGUUGCCCUCAUAGAUAUUCCAAGGAGGAGCCGUUCAGUUUGAUAAGCGUGGAUAUCAGGAAUCAUAGCAAUUUAUUGGACUCUCUUGAACAGUAUGUAAAAGGAGAAUUGCUAGAGGGAGCAGAUGCUUAUCAUUGCGAUAAGUGUAACAAGAAGGUCGUAACUGUGAAACGAUUAUGCGUCAAGAAGUUGCCACCUGUUUUAGCUAUCCAAUUAAAAAGAUUCGAAUACGAUUUUGAGAGAGUUUGCGCUAUAAAAUUUAACGAUUACUUUGAAUUCCCAAGAGAUUUGGAUAUGGAACCCUACACUGUUUCUGGACUUGCUAAAGUGGAGGGAGAAGUUAUAGACUGUGAUUACGAAGAGUCGAUGAAAGGAACUUGUACUAAAUAUCAAUUGACUGGUAUUGUGGUACAUAGUGGUCAGGCUAGCGGAGGCCAUUACUAUUCUUAUAUUUUACACAGACAAAGCGAUGGUAUUGCCAAAUGGUAUAAAUUCGACGAUGGCGAUGUUACGGAAUGCAAAAUGGAGGAAGAGGAAGAAAUGAAAUCUCAAUGCUAUGGCGGCGAUUACUUGGGAGAGGUGUUUGAUCAUAUGCUUAAACGGAUGAGUUAUAGAAAACAGAAACGAUGGUGGAACGCCUAUAUGUUGUUUUAUACCAGAUUGGACGUGGAGGAAAAUUCUUUAAUGAAAAGUGUUAACGAACUAUCAUUGUAUACGAAAUUAGGAGUUAUGAAGAUGCCUCCCGCUAUUGAAUAUAGUGUCAGAAAACAGAACAUAAAGUUCAUGCAUAAUCGGAACCAGUUUAGCGCAGAGUAUUUUCAAUUUAUUAAAAAACUCGUAUCUUGCAAUCCUCUUAACAUCAAUAGACAAAAUAUGAACGAGAAACUUAGUUCCGAGCAAGAAGAACUUGCUAUGUUGUCUGUCCAAUUAGCGUCGAGAUUCCUGUUUCAUACAGGUUUUCAUACUAAAAAGACUUUACGCGGUAAUGCAACGGAUUGGUACGAUAUUGUCUGUCACCAUUUGCGCAGUAGUAAAUCUGUGCGGUCCUGGUUUGCUCAUAACGUGCUAUUUAAUCAUCCACAUAGAUUUUGCGAGUACCUUUUGAGCUGUCCGAGUACAGAAGUUCGAACAGCUUUUCUCAAAAUUUUGGUAUUUCUUGCACACGUUUCCCUUCAGGAUGGGCCAUGCGUGCCACCUAGUUUAAACGCACCAACCAUACUUUUGGACCCAACGGCGACGCUCAGCGAUCACUUAUUGCACGCAGUUCUUUCUUUACUUCAUCGUGAAAUCUCAGAUCAUGGACGUCACCUACCACACUACUUUUCUCUGUUCUACACAUAUGCUUCACUUGGUCUUGCUGAAAAGGCUCAGUUGCUUAAGUUGAAUGUUCCGGUUACGUUUAUGUUAGUCGCAAUCGACGAAGGACCAGGACCUACAAUAAAGUAUCAGUAUCCUGAAUUAACAAAAUUGCACCAAGUAGUCAGUAUGUUGAUACGUUGCUGCGAUGUAUCAUCGAAAGCACACUCGAGUCAUGCACAAUCAGGAGUAGCGCCUCUACCAAAUCCAUAUGGCGACCCUGCGUGCCAGAAUGAAUAUCUAAUGCCUAUUCAACCGCAGGCAGCAGAUAUUUUAUUCGUCAAAAACAAUUAUAUGAAGAAACUGAUCGAAGACGCCGAUGUUAACGUCACUGAAGAUACAGUGAAGUUACUACAAUAUUGUUGUUGGGAAAAUCCACACUUAUCACGGACAGUGCUCAGUGAAUUGUUGUGGCAGAUUGGAUUUGCUUUCACACAUGAACUGAAACAUCACACAGAAUUAUUACUCGCCAUGCUUCUCAUGGAGGAUUCAUGGCAGACGCAUCGUGUUCACAACGCACUCAAAGGUGUGCCAGACGAAAGGGAAGGUUUAUUCGAAAUAAUACAAAGAAGCAAACAUCAUUAUCAGAAGAGAGCCUAUCAGUGCAUCAAAUGCAUGGUGCAGCUUUUCAGUAAAUGCAGACCUGCACACCAACUUUUACACCACAGUCCCGAAUUGAAGAGGAAGUGGAUACAUGCUAUUGACUGGCUCCACGAAGAACUCGAAAAAAGACCAUAUGCUUCUACGGCUCCGUACACUCAUGCAUACAGUAAUUGGUCUCCGCCGGCGCAGUCGAAUGACUCUACAAAUGGCUAUGUAUUGGAGCGUAGCAACAGUGCAAGAAAGACGUUGGAGAGAGCAUGCGAACUAUGCCCCGAUGUGGAACCAGAAGUGGAAGACGCAAGUGAAGAUUGCGCGGAAGAAGCAGAGAAAUAUCAACCACAGAAUAGAGUAAUAUUACGAUCAGGUCGUAAUCUAGGAUGGAUGUCCUUAGGCUAUCCUGAUGUGACUGUAAUACAGCAAAUGCUGGAGGAACAACAACCACAGCCCGCACCAUCUCCAGUUCACACUUCUCUUUUAGCUCACCAGUUACAUAGCCCACAGAACUGUGAGUCGUCACAAAAUACCAGCCGGGAUCCAUAAUGAACGCUAAACACUGACGUUCUACCAAGUUGCUGUCUCGGUGAAACCAUUUCAAAAUACUUAGAUAUUACUGCGCCAGCAGCUUGGUGCCCAACGGUAGAGGCACCUGUACAGAUAUAAACUCGCAAAACUGUUCUUUUUUUGCAACUGGUAUUCACGAACUUUGCAUUUGCAAUCCGUCAGUUUUUACUGUGGGCAGUUACAAUUCAUAACGAUACUAUGUGGUAUAGCCAUUUGCACUAUUGAGAAAAGAAGAAGAUUGGAUGAUAGAACAGCAGGGCGAUUACGAUUAAGAACAGAAUUUCUACGUAUUGGUGGAGGCAAUUAAUUCUCGUGAUUUUUUCUUACACCUAACGUACCAUGUAUUCUUCGUUUCGUGCAUCCAUGAUCGUUUUGGCUUUAAAAUUUAAAAAAAAAAAAAAGGACGUUUUGGUAGGAAGAAAUCUCUGAAAGAGGUUGACGAAAGCGAAAGAUAAAAACAGAAAAAAAAGAAACAAUUUAGAUAUGGAAUCAUGACUUGCCUCGAUUAAUGCAUACGAAUUCAAGUGUAGGAAUACGAUAAGAUUGUAUAAAUGUAUAGCGAAUAGUGUUAUGGAAUCCCGUCUCUGCCGAAUAGAAAACAAAGGUAUAAAAGAACGUAAGUUUCCGUAUGCCUAUGUAAAUUUGUUACUAAUAAAAAAGAACGUUAAAAUGGAACUUUCUAACGACCGAAAGAUAACGCUAAAAGUACAGUAGUUUACGAUUUAAUUGGAAAGAGCAGAGCUACAGAAAAAAGAAAAACUACGCAACUAUUGAUAUUUCACUAUUUUAGUCUUUUAAAAGACGAUUUAAAAAUAAAUACACACAUACAUACACAAAUACAGACAUACACACAUACACACAUGGAAGAAGAAUUUUCCUUGUACUUAAUCUCGAGCAUCAAAGAAGGAAAGUCAUUUCUCUGUGCAGUGAAUUUACGCUGCUUAAGAAUUUAGACAUACACCAAUGAUGCCUCCUAGUGUGCUUUCUUUCAGUUCAUUCAAUUUGAAAGAGUUGUGCCUUCGAUAUUGUGCGACUCCAUUUGUAUUCUUAGAUAGAUGUUUAAGGAUCGAGUUGUUGCUUCGAAUUCGAUUGCUUCUAUUUUUGUCUGUUACGUUGACUACUUAUGAAAAGCUAAAUAAUAGAAUUGUCGGAACUACGCAAGAGAUACGUCAAAAAUACGCGGUGCAGAAUCGAUUGUUUAAUGAAUUAUGUAAAUGAAAACUCGAGCUACGACGGGAUAACUUUAACUUAACCCUGUAUUGCAUAAUGUGUCCGAAUGCAAUCCCUAAAAAGUUCACCGAGAACACUUUACAGGAUUUAUGCAUGUUUUUUCUUUGUGAGUGUCAAAUAACUGCAGGUUUACUUACUUAUCGUUUAGUUUUGAGUAUUGAUGUAUUUAUGGAUAUAGGAAAAAAAAAACAAGAUAUAAUUUUUAUUUAUUAAUUUAAAAUAAAAUUUAUGCAAUAGAGGGUUAAUGCCGUAACGAUGGAUAUUGAGAUAUCGCGAAAAGGAAGUGUCCGGUUUUAGCAUAAGGGGUCGCGGUACCGCGAGAAAGACGAGCCUUGUUCGAAGUCCAAAUUUUUACAAACAAUAGGAAUUGAAGAAAGCGUGACGGUAGUAACAAAAAGGGUAUGGAGCAAAUGUAAAACGCUAAUUUGUAUCGUUCUAUGGUACGAUCCCAUCGUUGAGAAAAGAGCUGUGGUCUUUUCGCAGUAUUGUAAAGCAAUUCUGAAUUUUCAGUCGGUGAGAAAACGAAUUUAGAAAACAGACUAAUAAAAGAGAAAAAGAAAAGAAAAGCCAAAAAAAAAAGGACACGAGCGUGACUGCGAUCGGACAGUUUCUUAAACUUAUGAACUGGCCAUAGCUCUGACUUAUUGAAUAACAUGUGUUAUAUAGAUAUUAUAUAUAUAAAUAAUACUAAAAAAGAAAACUGGGAAAAAAGAGAAAUAAAGUCACGUGUAAUGAGGAUAAAGCGAACCGUGUGUAUACAUAGGAAUUCGUGCGAUGAGAAAACCAACGACAAUGUCAAGACACCAGGAAAUAACGACAUAUUGAUUAUUGUUCGUAUUUAUCAAAUAUCCACGUUAAACAGUGUACCAAAUUAUAUAAUAGCUUCUAUCGGUUAAAUAAUAAUAAUAACGAUAAUGGUACCUAAUCUUACUCAGAUAUGUACAUAUACAACUGCUUUUUAUAUGUGAUAAAAAUUAUUAUAUUCCUAUUAUACAUUGAGGUUAGUACGCUAUUGUAAAUCCUGGUUUUUUGUACACAGACUGUAUGCUAAGUUCAAUUCUUUCUUUUUGUUAACGAGAGAAUGUAGUCUAUAAUUAUUUAAUAUUUAAUUGUAUCGCUAAGUAAGCGUAACACACGUCUUGUAUGAUAUAUACAUAUUGUAUACAUACAUAAUAACUUGAUUUCUUUGAAGAAUCAAAUGUCAAGAUUGAUGCGCGUCGAACCUCGAAAGUUUGUUGUGUUAUAGUGCAUGUACAACCAACGCAAUGGUAUCGUUUGUUUCUUUACUUUUUAUUAGUUUUCUUUUUUCUUUCUAAACGAGCGAUAGAGAGGUAAGAAGUGAGAAUUACACGAGACGAUGUGACAGCCGAGUACAUGGUUCUAAUUAAACAAUCAACUGACUGUCCAAACUAUCGUGAAUUUUAUCGAGCGCGUGCAUUCUCAUUAUCACAAAUUUCUGUGCGAAAACGACAGAUCAACGAGAGUCGAUCAAGAUUGGCGGCCAUCUUUAAUGCGGUAAUCAUUUCCGAUUUCCGUAAUGACCAGAGAAACGACUGCGACCAUUUUUUUUUUUUGCGUGGAGCGUCAUUGGGAGAGAACAAUAACAAGAAUAAAAAGGAAUAUUUAUAAAUCUCGAUAACGAGCGACGACGAUCGAUGCAAACACAUUUGUCGAGAGACGCCAGGAAUAAAAAAAUCAAAGGCAAAUGUAUAUGAAGCAUUGAAAAGAAGAAUAACAGUAUACCCAACGCUGUACAGUUGUAUGCUUAUAAGCGAGGACGAAAUCGAACGGAAAAGAACUAGUAAUUCGAAUUUAAACGGGAAAAAUUUUCUUAAAAACGUGAACGAAACGAAAAAUAACAACAAAGUUCCCCGUCGAUGUCCGUUUUAGUUUUAGUUGUACAACGUAAUUUUAUGUAUUCACUCGAUCGACGCUCUAGUCAGUAAAAUUAAAUAAACGGAAGGAGAUUAA
Messenger RNA from Hylaeus volcanicus, 11358 nucleotides. RefSeq names its product probable ubiquitin carboxyl-terminal hydrolase FAF-X (gene faf). The transcript is spliced from 31 exons. Gene Ontology annotation, molecular function: cysteine-type endopeptidase activity; cysteine-type deubiquitinase activity. NCBI's taxonomy places the organism in Eukaryota, Metazoa, Arthropoda, Insecta, Hymenoptera, Colletidae. Gene Ontology annotation, biological process: cell migration; protein deubiquitination. The coding region runs from base 391 to 8136 and encodes 2581 amino acids. Gene Ontology annotation, cellular component: nucleus; cytosol. The record is from RefSeq and is a predicted model, not a curated record.